Messenger RNA from Grammomys surdaster, 1102 nucleotides. RefSeq lists its product as uncharacterized. The transcript has 5 exons. The coding region runs from base 461 to 952 and encodes 163 amino acids. The record is from RefSeq and is a predicted model, not a curated record. NCBI's taxonomy places the organism in Eukaryota, Metazoa, Chordata, Mammalia, Rodentia, Muridae.
UGGAAGACCUCCUUAGUCUACCGCGCGGGGUCGGGCUCUUAAAGAAGAGUUUUGCUGGGCAUGGCCACGCUGGGUAAGGCCAACUUCUGACCUUUUCCCAUCAUCUUAAAGUGGGAUUCUCAUCGCACUCGGCCUGCCAGUUACCCCUCAACCUUCUCGGCACCUCAGCUCCAGGAUCACAUGAUAUGAGUGCCUGACUCCUGGCUGUAACCCCAGCAACUGGGAGAUCAAGACAGGAAGGGCAGAAGUUGAUUGUCAUCUCUGUCUACAGAGUGGGUUACAGGAUAGCCUGGGUUAUACAGAAGCAAACCAAGGCGAAAGUUUGAGAAACACUGAAGGAUCCAAUGUGGGACGGAGUGGGAAGCGGGCAGGACAAAGGCCCUCAGGUUCUACGGGAAGCUCAUGGACUGACUCUGAAAUCAGGGUCUUCCUGCUAGAGUGGGAAGUAGUUGAACAAGAAAUGGGCCACCCAGGCAGGAAGAUCCACAAGAAAACCAGGGCUCUCUGCCGACGCCUCUAUCAUCGGGGCCUGAAGAAGAGCUGGGAAAGCUGUUUUGAUCUACUGCUGAGCCUACGGGAUCUGCACAGGACUCUUUGUAACGAGAGACCAGGGAUUGAACCCUUGUUUUCUCCUUAUGCAGAGGCUCUGUACAGGAUCCUGGGCUCCAGUCCCCAGGGAAGCCAUGUCCCAGGUCCUCUCAAUGAUGGGGCUGGUAACCUUCCACUUUCCAUGUACCCUCAAACUCCCAGGAACCAGCCUUGGGAUUAUGGUGUUGCUGUUCCUUCUGCACAGCUUCAAGGGAACGCACUACCAAUGAUGUCACGGGAGGAGUCCCUGUUUCCAAGAGGGGAACGCUGGAACCCCAGCCAUUCAAUGUCAUCUCCAAACUUACUUCCUGACUUUGCCCCAGGAGACCCUAGCUUACAGCAGCUAUGGCCCACCGCAGAAUAACACCAAGAUCCUCGAUGAAGACAAGUGGCCUUUCUUUGUUUAUUUUCCGAAAACCCUGGGAUUGUGAAACCUUGUGGGUGUGGGCAUCUUUCUCUACCUCAUAAAGGAAAAAAAAUGUGGAGUUCAAUAAAGGUCCUUAUAGUGAUUCUC